UUUCUUUCCUUUCCUUCUCGUUCCGAGCCGUAACUCUCGCGAGAGCUCGAGCAGGCGGCAGGCCGGGGCGACAAGAUGGCGGCUACGACGACUAUCUCUCUGGGGACAGAGUCCAUAAAGAUGGAAAAUGGACAAAGCACAGCAGCCAAACUGGGACUUCCUCCUCUCACCCCAGAACAGCAGGAAGCUCUUCAGAAGGCCAAGAAGUAUGCGAUGGAGCAGAGCAUCAAGAGCGUACUGGUAAAGCAAACCAUCGCCCAUCAGCAACAGCAGCUCACCAACCUGCAGAUGGCAGCAGUGACAAUGGGCUUUGGAGAUCCUCUCUCACCUUUACAAUCGAUGGCAGCUCAGAGGCAGCGAGCCCUGGCCAUCAUGUGUCGUGUGUAUGUGGGCUCCAUAUACUACGAACUGGGAGAGGACACCAUUCGCCAGGCCUUUGCGCCGUUUGGACCUAUCAAGAGCAUUGACAUGUCCUGGGACUCUGUUACAAUGAAACACAAGGGCUUUGCUUUUGUGGAAUACGAGGUGCCUGAAGCUGCGCAGCUGGCCUUGGAACAGAUGAAUUCUGUCAUGCUUGGGGGAAGAAACAUAAAGGUUGGAAGACCUAGCAAUAUUGGGCAGGCACAACCAAUCAUAGACCAGCUAGCAGAGGAGGCACGAGCUUUCAACCGUAUCUACGUGGCAUCUGUUCACCAGGACCUUUCGGAUGACGACAUCAAGAGUGUGUUUGAGGCCUUUGGGAAGAUUAAAUCCUGCACGCUAGCCAGGGAUCCCACAACAGGGAAGCACAAAGGCUACGGCUUCAUUGAGUAUGAGAAGGCACAGUCUUCCCAGGAUGCGGUCUCAUCCAUGAACCUCUUUGAUCUGGGCGGCCAGUAUCUACGGGUUGGCAAAGCAGUCACUCCUCCAAUGCCUCUCCUGACCCCUGCUACACCAGGAGGAUUACCGCCAGCAGCAGCUGUGGCGGCGGCAGCUGCCACAGCCAAGAUCACAGCUCAGGAGGCGGUGGCAGGAGCUGCAGUCCUUGGCUCUUUGGCAACUCCUGGGUUGGUGUCACCAGCUCUGACCCUGGCUCAGCCUUUGGGUGCGCUGCCACAGGCUGUGAUGGCCGCCCAAGCACCAGGAGUCAUUACAGGUGUGACUCCCGCUCGGCCUCCCAUUCCAGUCACCAUUCCACAGGUGGGCGUAGUGAAUCCUAUCCUGGCAAGUCCCCCAGCACUGGGCCUGAUGGAGGUCAAGAAGGAGAAGGAGGAGGAGGAGGUCUUCCAGGAGUCAGAGAGGCCAGAGAUGCUGAGUGAACAAGAGCACAUGAGCAUAUCAGGCAGCAGUGCCCGCCACAUGGUGAUGCAGAAACUGCUUCGCAAGCAGGAGUCAACUGUGAUGGUGCUGCGCAACAUGGUGGAUCCAAAGGACAUUGAUGAUGACCUGGAGGGAGAAGUGACUGAAGAGUGUGGCAAAUUUGGGGCUGUGAACAGGGUCAUCAUCUAUCAGGAGAAGCAGGGCGAGGAGGAGGACGCUGAGAUCAUCGUUAAGAUCUUUGUGGAGUUCUCCAUGGCCUCUGAGACUCACAAAGCCAUUCAAGCCCUGAAUGGGCGCUGGUUUGCUGGAAGAAAGGUGGUGGCAGAGGUGUAUGACCAGGAGAGAUUUGAUAACAGUGACCUGUCAGCAUGAACUCUGCUCGAGAGACUUCUCCCCUGCCCCCUUUGUUUUUUAGCCAUGUGUAAGGAACGCUCCAGGGUGGGCGCAGAUCUCUGUGAUGUAUGUGUAGUUUGGAUAAAAGUUCGAAGAAAG
Molecule: messenger RNA, 1791 nt
Organism: Gavialis gangeticus (Gharial)
Lineage: Eukaryota; Metazoa; Chordata; Crocodylia; Gavialidae
Gene: PUF60
Product: poly(U) binding splicing factor 60
Exons: 11
Coding region: 76-1671 (531 amino acids)
Biological process (GO): alternative mRNA splicing, via spliceosome; mRNA splice site recognition; regulation of alternative mRNA splicing, via spliceosome
Cellular component (GO): catalytic step 2 spliceosome; precatalytic spliceosome
Molecular function (GO): RNA binding
Source: RefSeq, a predicted model, not a curated record